Messenger RNA from Belonocnema kinseyi, 2715 nucleotides. It is a transcript of the gene Wdr37, whose product is annotated as WD repeat-containing protein 37. The record is from RefSeq and is a predicted model, not a curated record. Lineage: Eukaryota; Metazoa; Arthropoda; Insecta; Hymenoptera; Cynipidae. Gene Ontology annotation, cellular component: preribosome, large subunit precursor. Gene Ontology annotation, molecular function: protein binding. Bases 221 to 1744 code for a protein of 507 amino acids. The transcript has 5 exons.
UUUCUCCCACCAAACCUGAAAUACCUUUGUUGACUGAAUUGACUUCUGACGUUUGCGACCUUGCUCCCAUUUCUCUUAAGGGAUUCUCAGAAUUUUCAGUUUUUUACGCAGCGACAUUUUUUUGUUCGAGGCAAAGUUUGCAAGUGAGUUGUGUCAUAAAUGUGAGUGAAGCGAGUGAGUGUUCUGUCAUAAAAGUCGGAGAAUAGAGCUAACUUGAAAAAUGCCUGGGGAGCCGACGACGACGACGACGACAGGUGGAAAAUCGUCGGGAAAAGUGAAGAGGAUUUCUAUUCCGAGGGUUCAGAGCAGCACGGACACAGAGUUACAGUCGCAGCAGAGUGGCGGAACUCCCAUGCAACCAAAUUCUUUGCAUUUCACAACUUUUCGAACAGUUGAUCCUGACGAAAGUCCGAUUCCAGCAGGUUUGAGGUCCAGAUUGAUGGACCUUUUCCAGCAGAUCGAGAAGGAAUUUGAAAUAGUUUGUGUCGAAAACGUUGGACUGCAGGAGAAGAUAGAAGUGCUGAAUGAAAGGCUGGAACGAGAGUGCUAUGGAUCGGGAGAGCGCAGUUUACCACCUGGAGACUUUACCGAUUACUCAGAGACCAAGAAUCUCGCGAAGCAAAAGUCUAUGGGCAGUGUCUCGGCGCACAAAGUGAAGGCAUCCCACAAGCUUCGGGCUCAAACGAGCAAAAUUGUCUCGUCAUUCAAAAAUCCUACAAUGAGCUGCAGCAUGCAACGAGAGUACACCGGACACCGGGACGGAAUUUGGGAAGUGACCGUGGGACGACCAGGUCAACCAGUAAUAGCGACAGCAUCGGCGGAUCACACCGCUCGAAUCUGGGGCAUAGAGAGCGGCCGCUGCCUCCUCCAGUACAUCGGCCACAACGGUUCCGUCAAUUCCCUCCGGUUCCAUCCAACGCGAGAUCUGGUUCUGACAGCGAGUGGAGACAAUUCCUCCCACGUCUGGCAAGCCGCUGUCAACUGGGACACGCCCAAGAGACAGUCGUCCUCGGAGGACCUGUCCCUGAUCACGGGAGAUCGAUCAGGAAACGAGGAGCAGGAGGAGCAACUUCCUCCGACCCUGCGAACUCCGGUCCGAGAGCUUCUGGGCCAUCUGGCUGUCGUGAACGCUGCCGAUUGGCUUCCGGGCGCGGAGCAGAUAGUCACUGCUUCCUGGGACAGAACUGCCAAUCUGUAUGACACUGAAACUGGAGAUGUCAUUUCCACGCUCUGUGGACAUGACAGGGAAUUGAAUCACGUUUCUGCUCAUCAUGCCCAGAGACUCUGCGUCACUUCCAGUCGCGACAGCACUUUCAGGCUCUGGGACUUCAGGGAACCGAUUCACUCCGUUUCGGUUUUCCAAGGACAUACUGAAGCUGUGACAUCGGCAGUAUUUACUAGAGAAGACAAAAUAGUCUCAGGAUCCGACGACCGAAGUGUAAAGGUGUGGGAGUUGCGGAACAUCCGAAGUCCGCUGGCGACGAUUCGGGGCGACAGUGCAGCGAACAGACUGGCCGUCUCGAGCGCCGGGGUGGUUGCUAUUCCUCACGACAACAGGCAGAUUCGACUCUUUGACAUGAGCGGACAACGACUGGCCAGACUUCCUAGAACAAGCAGACAGGGACAUCGAAGAAUGGUUUGCUCGGUUGCGUGGGCAGAGGACAGCGGGCCCUGCAACCUCUUCUCCUGCGGAUUCGACCGGCUGGUUCUCGGCUGGAGCGUUCUUCCUGUGAAGGACGUCUGAGGCCGCCGUCCCCCGUCGUCGUUUCGCGUCACAUUUGCGCCCACGUGACGUUGGAAGUCGACGGCAAUGGCAAUGGCAAUGGCAGUGGUAAUGGCAGAUACAGGGGUAGAAGCAGCGGCAGGGACAGGGAGAACAGCUCGUUCGAGACGCAGCUGUGUGCCAAAAAGCCCAAGACCAGCACCAUCAACGAGCCGCUCCUUCCGCGCUCGCUCACCACUGCAACAAAACAAACACCGCGAUGACACCGCGAUGACAAAGAGGACAAAUACGUCGUCUGCACUGCACACAUUUGUGCGCACAUCGAGUCAUUUAUUCCAAACAACAGACAAGAUCUCUUUUGUUUUUUACGACUGGGACAAACAAAUAGCGAAAUCGCCAGCAAUUUUAGAAUAAUUAAUUGUUCAACUGUUGCUCCAAAACUCCAGCAGCACACUAGUUCUCGUCAAUCUAGUUGCGCUUUGCACUAUUAUCAAUAUUAUUUAUUUUUAAUUCCUGAUUGUCAGAACAACUACCAUCAAUAGUUUUUACAAAAAAUUUGAGAGCUCAAUUUAAAACAGACCUAGAGUGUAGUUUACUGUUGCGUUUUUUGUUCACCUGAAUAGGCGGUCAGCAGGCACAAAGCCCCGUAUCCGUGGAUGAGGGCGUUGUGUAAGUCGGGCGAGACAUGGUGCCAGACGAUUCCCAAUAGGCCCAGUAACUUCGGACAGCCGCCAAUUAUCAGAGCUCGGACCAAGUCACUUGUCCUGUACUUCCGAGGCCUUCCGCCGAACAAGACCCAUCCGAGUUCCGUCGUCAGAAUCACUGUGCCGACGAAGGCGCCCAACGACAGGGCCGUUUGCACCAACAAAAUGUACAAGUUCCGCUCUCCCUGCAAUUUCAACUCCAGCAUAUUUACCAAGUUCCACUUGACUAGUUUUUUCAUCUUGUCUCAGCUAAACUGGCAAUUAUAUUGUGUAUAAUGUAUCAUUAUA